Endocarpon pusillum Z07020 is the source of this 3804-nucleotide messenger RNA. RefSeq lists its product as uncharacterized. Gene Ontology annotation, biological process: protein phosphorylation; intracellular signal transduction. NCBI's taxonomy places the organism in Eukaryota, Fungi, Ascomycota, Eurotiomycetes, Verrucariales, Verrucariaceae. The transcript has a single exon. Gene Ontology annotation, molecular function: ATP binding; protein serine/threonine kinase activity. The record is from RefSeq and is a predicted model, not a curated record. Bases 1 to 3804 code for a protein of 1267 amino acids. Gene Ontology annotation, cellular component: cytoplasm.
AUGGCUUCAACAGCAGAUGAGGACCCUACGGUUUCUCGCGGCGAUAACGAGCCCGAGCUAACUAGCCAGGGCUCCAUGCAGACGCCGGCAACCGACGCUACCUCCAUCAGAACAGCUUUGCAUGUUGGUGCAACGUCGUCGCCAGCGUUACCGAGCCCUUCAAGCUCUGAUCCCUCACCUACAGCCGUAAGAUAUCGGCCUAAAACACCCUGUGGAUCUACCUCAGUUGGAGAUGGGUAUUUUGCCGGCCAUAGUAGAUUUCGCAGUCCUCAUCUGGUAACGCCCGGGCAGCCUACAUCAGUGCCGUCUUCAGCUCAGACCUCUUCAGCCUCGCUCAAUGCACUAGGAGAGGAGGCCGACACACUGGGUGCAUACUAUGGCUACAAUAUUGGCAGAGCAAGGUCCGCACAAGGUUCUCGCUCGAGGUCCCGACAACGAGGUGAUAGCAUGCACUCUAAGUCGCCUUCAUUAUCAUACAUUGAUCCGCCAAGAAUUGCAGACGACUUACCCACGUACCCCGAUCAGUCUUUUGCAGCUCUUCAUUCUCAGAGACCUGCCCCUCCGUUACGGACUCGAAGCUCAAACCCAUCGCAAAAUUCGCUGUUUACGUCUUUCUCGGCCUCUCCCUGGUCGGGUCGUGACCGCACCAAUUCUGUUCAAGGCGCCAAAACAGCUGGCAACACCCCAGUCUCGAGCCCAGGUCUUUUUUCACUCCGAGGCCCUCAACCCUCCAAUUCCGCGACUGUGGCCGAGAUCGCAGGCAGCGAAGCAAGCCCACGCCUGCAUCCCUCACAUCUUUUGACACCAAAAGAGACCCAUAUCGCUGAAAUAGAGCACGAUAUGUUCACCGGAAACAAGCUUAUCAACAGCUAUGAGGUUUUGACAGAGAUCGGACGUGGUGAGCAUGGCAAAGUCAAGCUCGGUCAGAACCUCGAAAAUGGAACUCGUGUAGCGGUUAAGAUCGUGCCCAGAUUCUCGAGCAAGCGUCGUCUGGGCAAACUCGGUGCACCGGAGGACCGAGUGAAGAAAGAGGUCGCCAUUUUGAAGAAAGCACGACAUCCAAAUGUGGUCAGCUUGUUGGAAGUGAUUGAUGAUCCAAACAAAAAGAAAGUCUAUAUUGUCCUGGAGUAUGUCGAACACGGCGAGAUAAGAUGGCGUAAGAAGGGUCUUCGAGAGAUUAUCCUAAUCAACAACCGACGCCUAGAAUUUGAGCGUCAGGGCAGAAAGGAAACCACAGAGACGUUCGACCAGGACAUGCUGAUCAUGCGAAGGGCACGCAUGUACCGCCAGCGCAUCCUAGAUCGAGCCAGGGCUGUAGGUCAGAACCCUGUUCCCUAUUGGAGCUUGGAAUAUGGAGCGGAAGAAGACGACGAUGCUGAAUCUCCCACCAUCAACCGAGUUGUCUCGACAACAACGCACUCUUCCGGCGGAGCAGGGACGAUUUCUAACGACGCACCAAGUGUGCCUUCAGAUCAUGGCGAACAGGAUCAGUGGUCACAGUAUGCUCAACUGCGCAGGGAAAGUCUUGCAAACACGAGUACGAUCUCACACCAAUCUUCCGAGCAUUGGGACGACGAUGACGACGAGUACUCCUACGUGCCCACCCUUACGCUUGCUGAAGCUAAGUCCGCUUUCCGUGACACUCUUCUGGGACUCGAGUUUCUCCAUUUCCAAGGCAUCAUCCACCGAGACAUCAAGCCUGCCAACCUCUUGGUUACGAGUGAUGGUCACGUCAAGAUAUCCGACUUCGGCGUAUCGUAUCUUGGAAAGCCACUGCGAGACGACGAAUUUGAUAAGCUUAGUGACAAGCUGAGCGAGCAAGAGGCCAAAGAGAUGGACGAUCCCAUUGCCUUGGCUAGAACCGUUGGGACACCUGCCUUCUUUGCUCCUGAACUGGUCUACUGGGAGACCAGUAUUUUCGAAGGCGGUAAGACACCAACAAUCACUGGAGCGAUCGACAUGUGGGCACUUGGGGUCACUCUCUACUGCAUGAUAUACGGCCGAAUCCCAUUCUUAGCCGAUAGUGAGUACGGCCUCAUACAGAAGAUCAUCCAGGAAGAGGUCUUCAUACCAAUGCAAAGACUCAAACCAGUCGAGCUUGGUCCAGAUUCUCGUGCAAGUUCGCAAGUCCACAUGGGGCAGGUCUCCAAUAGCGCAAAACGUGCGGAUAGCGAGCUUAUCUAUGAAGAUGUUCCAGAAACUCUUCGGGAGCUGAUCAGGCUGUUGCUCAUCAAAGACCCGGCUCAUCGCAUAUCAAUCGAAAAUGCUAAGAAGCAUCCUUGGGUCGUGGAAGGGAUUGAGAAUCCUGGCCGAUGGAUUGGAGACACCGAUCCCAGGAGGCAUGGCAAGGAGAAAAUCGUUGUGAGCGAGAUGGAUGUCUCUCACGCCGUGGUCAAGAAGACUGUCCUAGAGCGUGCGCUAGAUGGUGUCAAAGGCAUCGCAGGCAGUUUGAUGACUAAAGCACGAGAGAGCCGCAGACGUGCGACCAGUGUAGCCACAUCCGCAAGCGCUUCGGCCGAGUCUAUUGCACCACACUCUGGCUCGAGCGGGUCGACUGUGGGCAAAGACAAAAAUAGCAAGUUCGGUCGCCGAGCGAGCGUCCGUGGAGAUGAAUUUGCCACAGCGCUCAAGGCUUCCCGCGAAGGAGAGCACCAUCCUCUGUCGCAAAGUCACGUCGUCAGUCCAGGCUAUGAGGACAAUCGUUCAUACUUUGACCAUAACACCUCGAGUCAAGGGGUAAAGGCUUUAUCCACAGGCUGUAGCCCACUUCUCGAGACGGAGAAAACGUCACGUCCACAUGGUCCGGAGAGGAUGCUCUCGGCGUUGUCGACUGCCGACUCGACCAAGACCAUUCGAGCACCACAGCCAAAGGCUGGUCGAUCAAGUCUACUUGUCACGGAGCAUCAAGAGCUUCAGACCCCAGAUAUAUUUGAGACAACAGCCACAAGCAUUGGAAAUAUCUUCUCGGGUGCCGGAAAACGUUUGUCGGGUAUGAGGAGCCGAGAAAGGCAUCCUCUAGAUAGUAGUCGCUCCUCGUCAGCAGACGGUAGAUCUCCGGAAAGUACCGGCCAUUCCGAGCCAAGCAUAGCAGUCAGCAACGCAACAGCCUCCGGCAAGGUUACCACACCCGAGGCUUUGAGAGCAGAUACCAACCCGCUACAAGAGAUGCCGACUCAAACGCGCCCCUUGAGUCCUCAGCCGCGUCGGGUCUCGUUGUUUCAGCCACCGUCGUCUUCGGCCGAGGCUUUUGAACGUGCGCAAGAGGUAAAUCGACGUCGGCUGAAGCUUGACGCAGACAUUGAUGCUGAGCGAGCUGCGUCCAGGCUUGGAAGCCGGCGGCCAGAUCUUGACUGUCCACCAUCUCCGGACGAUGAGACUCACCACGAGCAUGUCCUUGCUGACAUGCAAGAUGAAGGCAACGGGCGAAUACCUCUCUCCAACCCACCAUCCGCCAGUACCAUCGCCUCGUCAGUAGCGGCAGAACAUGGUGGCAUCUCACAAAGUACUUCGCAUCCAAGCAUUCCAUCGGUCGCGUCAGGAGCAUCAUCUAUCUACCCAGAGGACCCUCCACUACGACGUAAAGGAGCACUUACCCUGCUGGAUGAGAAAGAGGUGCAGUCUCUGAUGAGCACCGGUCAGACGGUUACUACUCAUGAGAAACCCUCAACCAUGCAUGCAGGAGGCACCCUGCAAGGUGUCGGUUCGACAUCGGGCUCGUCGGAAGAUGAGUGUAGUUCUGAAGAUGAAGGCUUGACAUUUGGGCGGCCACGCAAGCGAAGCACUGCGAGUAAGGCCAAAACAUGA